GAACGGCGGACGGAGGAGCAGCAUUAAACAAGACCUUUUCCAAAGUCCCGACGGCCUCUUCUCCUCGCCGGCGAAAGGAGGGGGUCGAGGUGGUGUUCGUGGUGGCGGCGGAGCUGGACCUCCAGGCGGUGGAAGGGGAAGCCUAGAUCUGCCUCCUGCCUCCGCCACCCGAUCCCUGGUUGGUGGUGCCCAUCAUGGACGCACCAAAGUUCCCGACCCGCCCUCCCGCCGCCCGUUUCUUCUCAUUCCCGGCCAAGAACCCGUCCUCUGCCCAAAAGCCCCACAGCCGGAGCCUAUGGCUCUCGAUCGCCUCGUCGGUGGUCUUCGUCGUGAUCGUGUACCUCGCCGCUGCCUCCCGGAGCCCGCCUCCUCCUCUUCGAUUUGGGAUCAUCAUAGACGCCGGGAGUUCUGGCACUCGGAUCCACGUCUUCGGAUCGAAGGGGGAGUCGGGUGCCAUUCCGUCACUCGUUCCCGGGUCGACGGCGGUGAUGAGGGUGACCCCGGGGCUGUCGGCGUUCUCGGGGGAUCCGGAGCGAGCCGGGGCGUCGUUGGAGGAGCUGUUGGAGUUCGCCAAGGGGAAAGUGGCGAAGGACCGGUGGAGGGAUACGGAAGUCAGGCUAAUGGCGACCGCGGGCUUGAGAAUGGUCGACAUGGGGCCGAGGGAGAGGAUUCUGGAGUCUUGCAGGCGGGUCUUGCGGCUAUCGGGUUUCCGAUUCAAAAAUGAAUGGGCAACUGUGAUACCAGGGUCUGAUGAAGGAACAUAUGCUUGGGUUGCUGCAAAUUAUGCACUUGGUAGUUUAGGUGGCGAUCCUGAAAAGACCACUGGCAUAAUGGAACUCGGCGGAGCUUCUGCACAGGUGACAUUUGUUUCAAGUGAAACGUUGCCUUCUGAGUUCUCCCGUAUGCUGACUUUUGGGAAAACCACAUAUAAUCUCUACAGUAACAGCUUUCUCCAUUUUGGACAGAAUGCUGCUCAUGAGUCACUACGAAAAUUGCUUAACUCAAGGGACAUAAAAACAUCUGACGUGUCUAGACAGGAGGGAACUCUUGUCGAUCCCUGCUCCCCUAAAGGAUAUUCUCAUGGGGGCAACUUUUCAGAAUGUAGGUCCACUGCAUUAAGUCUGCUGCAAAAGGAAAAAGAUAAUUGCCUCUAUCAGCUGUGCCACUUGGGAUCAACUUUCAUACCUAAGAUGCAAGGGAACUUCAUAGCAACUGAAAAUUUCUUUUACACUUCAAAGUUCUUUGGUCUGAGUCCAACAUCAUCACUAUCCGAAAUGAUGCAUGCUGGGGAGGAAUAUUGUGAACAAGACUGGUCAAAGACUAAAAAGAAGUAUCAUUCUGCAGAUGAGGAAGACCUGUCUCGGUAUUGUUUCUCUGCAGCAUAUAUAGUGGCGCUACUACAUGACAGUUUUGGUAUUCCUCUGGAUGAUAAGAGGAUUGAGUACACAAAUCAGGUGGGAGACAUGGAAAUCGAUUGGGCUUUGGGAGCUUAUAUUGUGCAGAGUAUGACAAAGAGUUCAGAAAAUGCGGGCUGGGUGACAGCCAUGAUCCAUGGCGACUUAGUGUUGCUGCUUCUUGUGGCUUCUGCUUUGCUGGUUUUGACUGCUUGGUUGGUGUCCAAAUGGAGGCGGCCCCGAAUGAAGACUAUAUACGACUUGGAGAAAGGUCAUUACAUAAUUACCCGUGCCAGUUAAUGAUGCCAAUUACCAAGGGCUUAUCUAAUAUAACUUUAGUCUUACCAAACGUGAGCUCUUCCAUAGAAUUGGAAACCAUAAGGGUUGGCCAGUGUACACAUUGCUCUUACAUGUCCGUUGAGAAAUCACAGUUCUUGUGCACGGUUAUUUAUAUUACAUUCUUUAUUGCUCUCUAGUAAUGAACUGUUAUUGUUUCAAGAAGGGAUUGUACUUCUAUUGUGAAAGGUCAUUCUUGUUUCGUUUUGGUAACUUUGUAUAUGAAGAAAUAAAUAGAAACCUGAUGCCAUGAGUAUCGUCUCCA
Molecule: messenger RNA, 1995 nt
Organism: Musa acuminata subsp. malaccensis (wild Malaysian banana)
Lineage: Eukaryota; Viridiplantae; Streptophyta; Magnoliopsida; Zingiberales; Musaceae
Product: probable apyrase 6
Molecular function (GO): hydrolase activity
Source: RefSeq, a predicted model, not a curated record